Orycteropus afer afer is the source of this 1107-nucleotide messenger RNA. It is a transcript of the gene GGTA1, whose product is annotated as glycoprotein alpha-galactosyltransferase 1 (inactive). Gene Ontology annotation, biological process: carbohydrate metabolic process. Gene Ontology annotation, molecular function: hexosyltransferase activity. The record is from RefSeq and is a predicted model, not a curated record. NCBI's taxonomy places the organism in Eukaryota, Metazoa, Chordata, Mammalia, Tubulidentata, Orycteropodidae. Gene Ontology annotation, cellular component: vesicle; membrane; Golgi apparatus.
AUGAAUGUCAAAGGAAAAGUAAUUCUGUCAAUGCUGGGUGUCUCGACUGUCAUUGUUGUGUUUUGGGAAUACAUCAACAGCCCAGAAGGCUCUUUCUUGUGGCUAUAUCACUCAAAAAACCCAGAAGUUGGUGAGAGCAGCAUUCAGAAGGGCUGGUGGUUUCCGAGCUGGUUUAACAAUGGAACCCACAGUUAUCAAGAAGAAGACAUAGACAAAGAAAAGGGGAAAGAAGAUGAAGAAGAAGAGCUUCAGUUAUCAGACUGGUUCAAUCCAGAGAAACGCCCAGAAGUUGUGACAGUAACCAGAUGGAAUGCUCCCAUCGUGUGGGAAGGCACUUACAACAGAGCCAUCUUGGAAAAUUAUUAUGCCAAACAGAAAAUUAUUGUGGGUUUGACAGUUUUUGCUGUGGGAAGAUAUAUUGAACAUUACCUAGAGGAGUUCAUAACAUCUGCUAAUAAGUACUUCAUGAUUGGUCACAGAGUCAUUUUUUACAUCAUGGUGGAUGACAUCUCCAGGAUGCCUGUGGUAGAGCUGGGUCCUCUUCGUUCUUUCAAAGUGUUUGAAAUCAAGCCUGAGAAGAGAUGGCAGGACAUCAGCAUGAUGCGUAUGAAGACUAUUGGGGAGCACAUUGUGAGCCACAUCCAGCACGAAGUUGACUUUCUCUUCUGCAUGGACGUGGACCAGGUUUUCCAUGACAACUUUGGGGUGGAGACCCUAGGCCAAUCAGUGGCUCAGUUGCAGGCCUGGUGGUACAAAGCAGACCCCGAUGAGUUUACCUAUGAGAGGCGUAAGGCGUCAGCAGCAUACAUUCCAUUUGGCCAGGGGGAUUUUUAUUACCAUGCAGCCAUUUUUGGAGGAACACCCACUCAGGUUCUAAAUAUCACCCAAGAGUGCUUCAAGGGAAUCCUCCAGGACAAGAAAAAUAACAUAGAAGCAGAGUGGCAUGAUGAAAGCCACCUAAACAAGUAUUUCCUUCUCAACAAACCAACUAAAAUCUUAUCACCAGAAUACUGCUGGGAUUAUCAUAUAGGCUUACCUUCGGAUAUUAAAAUUGUCAAGAUAUCUUGGCAGACAAAAGAGUAUAAUUUGGUUCGGAAUAAUGUUUGA